Molecule: messenger RNA, 2408 nt
Organism: Chilo suppressalis (striped riceborer)
Lineage: Eukaryota; Metazoa; Arthropoda; Insecta; Lepidoptera; Crambidae
Source: the annotation of a GenBank genome assembly
AUUGGUAGUUGGAGGUUACAAAAACAAGCGACGUCCCUUGAUUUAUGAACUUUCUUGGUUAACCAUAUCUAGAUUGUUUAUUUACUAUUGUGCAAAUGUUUUAAUUCUCUUAUAUGUUAAUGUAAAAUGUUCAAUAUGAGUGUUACAAAAAAACCCCUCAAAUUCAAACCCAUAAAAAAGCAGCUCGCAAAGGAAUUUACUUUUCUUAAAAAUAUACUUUUACCUAUAAAUUUUCCUAUGCAAUCACGAGGGGAUAACGACGAAUUAGAAUAUGAAAUAAUAAAUGACACAAAAGCUGAAAACAAGGAGACGUCUAAGCGAGCUCGUAAUAUCACAGAGCUUGAAGAGAAAUUACAUAAAUUAAAAUCGCAGAAUAACUAUAAUUUAAAAAACAAAUUAGUGAAAAAGAGCAUAAGUAGCAAAUUAAACAAAAAAAUCAAGAAAAAAGAGAGAUUAAAUAAAAAUAAAGUAUUAAAGCCUGUAGGAGAUUCUCAAUUUUCUAAUGUUAAGAAGAGUGAAAAGGAAGAGAAACCCAAUAGCAAUAUAGCAAAGCCAGUCUUUAAUACUGACGGAAAGUUGGUUUUUUCAAAGUUUGAUUUUGCAAAUGUUGGUAAAACUGAGAAGGUCCAGAAAGUUGAAAAAGAUCCUAAAAAGAUAUUGGUUCAAUUGCAAGAACAGGAACAGAAGAUUCGUGAACUAGAAGAAAAAGGUGAUAAUGCAGCAAAACAAUUCAAAGAAAAAAUAGCUUGGAAAUCAGUUUUGCAAAAAGCUGAAGGCCUAAAAGUAAAAGAUGACCCUUCUUUAUUGAAAAAAACAAUUAAGAAAACUGAACAAAGAAAGAAACAUAGUAAGAAGAAAUGGGAAAAUCGCAUACAGAAUGUGGAACAGAAGAAAGAAGAGAAACAAAAGAAACGCAAGGAAAAUAUAAGUAAAAAGAAGAAGGAAAAGAAAUCCAAAGUUGUAAAAGCAGCUGCUAAAAGGGGGCGUGUUGUCCUAUAGUUAUACAAAAUAAAUUAUGGACUAAAUAAAUUUGUUAAAUUAUGUUUGCCUUUGAUUUUCGGGUACCCUACACACUACACGUUGGGUGUCAACAGAACAAUAUAAGAUUUCACUCUCCUAAACUACAGGAAUGUCGAGGUGUUAAGUGUAUCUUUACGAAAAGGCCACUAUGUCCGAUUAAAGCACCAGCCGGCCUAUUCGCUAACUAUUUUGACAUUAACCGCGUGUAACUAAAGAGCAAAUUGCAUAUUCGUCGAUGCUUUUCAGAACAAGUAUCUUAGUGGCAUGGCGCAUCGCCAAUAAAGCAGUAGUGGAUCACUAAAUAGUUCGGUGAUUUUUACUUCCAUCUGUCAAAAGCAGUUAGCGAAUAGGCAUACGGCACACUAAUCUUAUUCAACUGCAGCGAGAUGCGAGACAAGGAGAUGGAUAUCCUCGAAGCUGCAGCUGUGAAAGCUGCGUUGGAGGUUUUUUCUUGUGGUCACAGUAAAAUCAUGAGGGAGACCUAUUUCUGUCUGUCCUAUGGUGUGUCUAUGUAGCGGAUAUCAAUUAUUUAAACGCUCUGUUUAAACAAUGGUGUCGUUUCGAAACUGUGGUUCGAAGUGUAGUACACUAAAAUUGAAACCAUGUCGGUCUGGAGAGAACUCUCUCCUGACGGCCCUAUAGGGGAGACACCAGGACUUACUUUUAAAUUGUAGCCGUAUAUCCUUAUCAAGAUUUUAUUGAAACCAGGAUAGUUUAGGUAAGAGGUUUUAUUGAUUGUCAUUUAUCUAAAGCAUUAUCAGUAAACUAAAGAAGUUUUACCAACCAUCCAUAUAAAGUAGGUGAAUUUUGUAUAUAAACAUAAAGUAGGACAGACAAAAAUAGGUCUCCCUCGUAGUUCUACGAAUAGGACAAAUCACUAGGACCCCGAGAAAACGGCGGAUACAGGGUUACUUUUAAAAUACCAGAAACCUCGCAGUUUGUUCUACGAGUUUUAACAAAACUCAAUACAUUGAUCAAAAAUGAUUUUCUAAGAUUUUAAUAUAGUGUCGGUUUGAUUAAAACAAAAAAGCUUUUUUUUUGUUUUAAUAUAUGUACUGUCGUGAUAUUUGUAGCUUUAUAACGCUCGCGCGCGAACUUAAUGAUUCUUUCUUCACUCGAAAAUAUCUAAUUUAUGCUUGUUGAAUCCACAAUACCUUCAUACUUUACUAGGCUUAUGGAUUUGCGGAAAAUUGAUCGAAAACAAUUCAUCGAAUUACAAUUCUUCGAACACAAUUCAUCGAAAAAACAAUUCGUCGAAAAACAAUUCUUCGAACGGUAAUUCCAAAAAAAAAAAUGAAAAUUUAGCAGGAGGGAGGCUAAAACGAGGUGGGGAAAGGGGAAAAAGUAUGAAAAAAAAAAACGUUGCACGUACAAAAGUGUCGUUUCUG